CCGCAGACGCUAUGUUCGACAAAAAUAAACCCAUCCAAUUAAUUCUUUAAUCAUUUCCUUAAUCACAUCUUACCCAGCUAAUCCAAUUAUUGCUAGACCUCCACAAACCCCGAACUAGCCCCAAAAAAAGCAUUCACCUUUCUCCCAAAACUCAUCAUAACUUCAACUUUCUGAUCGACCCAGAUGAAGCUCCAACUUGGGUUAGUCUUCUUUACUCUGUUUCAUCUCUGUUUCAAAGCAAACUCAGAGUGCAGUAGCGGAACAACCUGCGACGCUUUGGGGUCUUACUAUGUCUGGCAGGGGACCAAUCUCACAUUCAUCGGACAACUAAUGUCCACCACCGACGCCAUCAUCGCUAGUUACAACACGGAGACGGUGACCAGCAAGGACAGUGUUCAAUCCGGCACAAGGGUCAAUGUCCCCUUCACCUGUUCCUGCAUCAACGAGUCGUUUCUGGGACACGAGUUCAACUACGCAGUCGUGUCCGGCGACACGUAUGAAAAAGUUGCGACUUUGUACUAUGCUAACUUGACCACGGCGGAGGAUAUGGCGUGGUUCAAUAUUGAGUACCCGGCGAAUAAUAUACCCAAUGUGAAUACCAACCUCAAAGUUGUGGUCAACUGUUCUUGUGGGGAUGGUAAGGUUGGGGAUUAUGGGCUGUUUAUUACGUAUCCUUUGAGGGAUGGGGAUAGCUUGGCUUCGAUCGCUAAGGCCGAGGGUUUGGAGGAGAGUUUGCUGCAGAGUUAUAAUCCGGGGGUGAACUUUAGUAGAGGGAGUGGCCUUGUGUAUAUACCGGGCAAAGAUCUAAAUGGAAGCUAUGUGCAUUUGAAGCAAAGUUCAGCUGGAUUGGCAGGUGGAGCCAUUGCUGGCAUAAUUGUUGGAGUAAUUGCUGGUGUGCUGUUGGUGGCUGGUUGUGUGUAUUUUGGAUUUUACCGAAAGAAGAAGGUGGACACAACAGUACUCUUACCAUCAUCUGAAGAUCAAUCUUCUCAAAAUGGGCGAUCCCUGGGAACUAUUGCAGAUAAAUCUACUGAAUCCAACAGCGCUGCUAGAGGUCCAAUAGGUAUUACAGUGGACAAAUCAGUGGAAUUCACUUUCGAAGAACUUUCCAGGGCUACUGAUAACUUCAGUCUGGCUAAUAAAAUUGGACAAGGUGGUUUUGGGGCUGUUUACUAUGCGGAGCUGAGAGGCGAGAAAGCUGCAAUCAAGAAGAUGGAUAUGCAAGCAUCAAAAGAAUUUCUUGCCGAAUUAAAUGUUUUGACACGUGUACAUCAUUUGAAUCUGGUGCGUUUGAUUGGUUAUUGUGUCGAGGGAUCCCUUUUUCUCGUUUAUGAGUUCAUUGAAAAUGGCAAUCUAAGCCAACAUCUGCGCGGUUCAGAGAGAGACCCGAUACCAUGGUCUAAUAGAGUGCAAAUUGCCCUGGAUUCAGCAAGAGGUCUUGAAUACAUUCAUGAGCAUACUGUUCCUGUUUAUAUCCACCGUGACAUAAAGUCAGCCAAUAUAUUGAUAGACAAGAACUACCAUGCAAAGGUUGCAGAUUUUGGAUUGACUAAACUGACCGAAGUUGGAAGUACUUCAAUGGGAACGCAUCUUGUGGGGACAUUUGGGUACAUGCCACCAGAAUAUGCUCAAUAUGGUGAAGUUUCUCCCAAGGUAGAUGUAUAUGCGUUUGGAGUCGUCCUCUAUGAACUAAUCUCUGCCAAGGCAGCAGUUGUACAAGCAAAUGCUACAGGAGCAGAAUCAAGGGGCCUUGUUGGUUUGUUUGAGGAAGUCCUAAAUCAGCCUGAUGCAAGAGAAGACCUCCAAAAAGUGGUUGACCCUAGGCUUGGAGACAACUAUCCACUUGAAUCAGUCCGCAAGAUGGCUCAAUUGGCAAAAGCGUGCGUGCAUGAGAAUAAAGACUUGCGUCCAAGUAUGCGAUCUAUUGUCGUUGCGCUAAUGACACUUUCAUCAUCAACUGAGGACUGGGAUGUAGGAUCAUUCUAUGAAAAUCAAUCUCUUGUGAAUCUAAUGUCAGGAAGGUAGAAUCUGAUGGCAAAUGUUAUUUGUGUUUAGGAAGUUUCUUUGAACAUUAUGAUAUGAGAUAUCAUUGUACAGACACGUAAUCGAGCAUUGUGAGUCUUUUGUAAAAUGUACAUACAUACAUCAUUAAAGUAUCAAUGAAAAGGCUGAAGUUACUCGUGCUGCCGCCCCGGUGGUACAUAA
Messenger RNA from Argentina anserina (silverweed cinquefoil), 2205 nucleotides. Its product is annotated as lysM domain receptor-like kinase 3. The coding region runs from base 184 to 2025 and encodes 613 amino acids. The record is from RefSeq and is a predicted model, not a curated record. Gene Ontology annotation, molecular function: ATP binding; transmembrane receptor protein kinase activity. The transcript has 12 exons. Lineage: Eukaryota; Viridiplantae; Streptophyta; Magnoliopsida; Rosales; Rosaceae. Gene Ontology annotation, biological process: protein phosphorylation; innate immune response.